Molecule: messenger RNA, 873 nt
Organism: Pygocentrus nattereri (red-bellied piranha)
Lineage: Eukaryota; Metazoa; Chordata; Actinopteri; Characiformes; Serrasalmidae
Exons: 2
Coding region: 209-466 (85 amino acids)
Source: RefSeq, a predicted model, not a curated record
CUCUGCCCCCCCCCCCUCUCUCUCCCACUCCGCUUGUUUGGCGAUGGCUCUGUAAUGUCCAGCAGACUAACCGGGACUCUGUCAGCUAUGCGCUCUGGAUGUUCUCCGCAGGUUCCUCCGGUUAAUCUGACCUGAACUGGUUCUCCAUCUCUCCUCAGCGCGCUCUUCUGCUUCUCCUCGCCCGUUGGUCCUGAUAAAGAACGUCGUCAUGGAUCUGUCGUUCAUGGCCGCGCAGAUUCCGGUCAUGACGGGGGCCUUCAUGGACUCCUCCCCCAACGAUGACUACAGCACUGACCACUCGCUCUUCAACUCCUCCGCCAGUGUCCACACCGCUGCGAUGGUGGCACACCACCAGCAGGAGGAGCAGCAGCCCAUGUCCCGUGAUGCUAUCUGGCUGUGGAUCGCCAUUACCGCCACCAUUGGCAAUAUUGUGGUGGUGGGCGUGGUCUAUGCCUUCACGUUCUGAACUGGACGAACACUGGACAGGGACUGAGAGACCAGGUGGGCUAAAAGUGAGCCCAAAAUCCUACAACAGGGUCGUCUUUCAUGUAGCAUAUGUAGGCGAGCUUAAUUCUUUCCUUCCGUUUUCUACAUAGAACAGAGUAUUUUUGAUGCAUCAGUCCUUCUGUUUGCUUCCUAUAAGCUGAUGAAUGAUGGACAGUGUGGCGUAGCGGAAAGUGGAUGUUUGGUAUCAAUGAAUAUUUUGUAUGAAUCUUUGCCUUUAGUAUCAAUGUAUGCAGUUUAAAGCUUUAAAUGUAUAGAGGACACAAAAAUGUUUGAGAUCCCUGUAGGCAUCGUGUCUGUUUGAGGUAGCGAAAAUUCCAAUGCUGUUAUCAGAAACAUUAAAGUGACGUGCACCUUCUGGUUUGGUAA